Nanorana parkeri is the source of this 2644-nucleotide messenger RNA. RefSeq names its product trimethylguanosine synthase 1 (gene TGS1). The transcript has 13 exons. Gene Ontology annotation, cellular component: nucleus. Gene Ontology annotation, molecular function: RNA cap trimethylguanosine synthase activity. Gene Ontology annotation, biological process: 7-methylguanosine cap hypermethylation; 7-methylguanosine RNA capping. The record is from RefSeq and is a predicted model, not a curated record. The coding region runs from base 49 to 2622 and encodes 857 amino acids. NCBI's taxonomy places the organism in Eukaryota, Metazoa, Chordata, Amphibia, Anura, Dicroglossidae.
AAACUCAAUAAUUAAGAAGACCUUCAUCUGGAAAUUCAAGGACUGAUCAUGCUGUGUGUAGAAUGGAAUCAUGUGGCAGAGAUGUGCCUUUACCUGGACGAUCUAAGUGAAGAAAGCAGAAUAUUGUGUAUUUGCUCCAGAGCUUUUGUUAAAUUAUUAAAAUGUAUUGACCUACUUACAGAUUAUGAGGAAGGUGAAGAAGAGGAUGAAGAGGAGGAUUCUCCAGGUUUACCAGCACCAUCUGAAACUUGCAAAGUUCCUGUUCUAGAAGAAGAGCUGGACUCUGAGGCUGAACUUAUGUUACAAAUGGGCCUUCCAGUAAAGUUUGGUGGAUCAUCAUAUGAGAAGAACUUUUUACUACCAGGUCAUUCUGUGAAGGAACUCAAAAAAAGAAGGAAGAUACAAAAUAAGCCCCAGCAAUGUAAAAAUGAGAGCUCUACAGAAGCUGUGGUAGAGCUGGCACAAGAUAUUGAUAAUAAAGAGGAUCCUAGUGAACAUCCUAAUCCAUCUGAAGAGGUUGAAAGCCCUUUAACAGUCUCUGAAAGUGCAGACACUCUGAAACUCCCAUCUGUAGAUCCCGCCAUUCAGAAGAUUUGGGAAGAUUACUGGAACCAGUAUGGACAAGGGCUGCUGUGGCAGGAUUGGGUUGUAAAGCACCCAGAGAUCAGCCAGGAUAACUCUGAACCCUGGAAUUCUCCAGAGACGACAGAAGAGUGGAAUAAACAUUAUCAUGAAUCCUACUGGCAUUAUUAUGAGCAGUUUCACUACUGGACACAGCAAGGAUGGACAUUUGACUCUCCAGGCGACUCUGCCGAUAAACAUGCAGCCGAUGUAGAAAAGGCAGAAUUUCCAAACUGCUCUCUGCAGUUGUCACCAGCUCUGAAGGAAGACAUUGAUCAUUUAUGUGAUGGUGUUGUAAACAGACUGGAGAAUAUAAAUCUUAAUAUAAAGGAAACCGAGCAGAGCUGUAAACCUUUAAGUGUAAUUUAUGAGAGUCAUCAGGCAAAGGACACAGAGAGCCUUGAAACGCAUUGUCCUUGUGAUCCUGAUCACUGUGAUCGCAGAGAUGGUGGUUCUGGGGAGACGGAUGCACCAUCCGGACGUUCUGCAUCCAGCCAGCCAGUGUCACAACUGAGUCCAGAGAAAACUGUACAAAAAGGGCAAGUGAAAAUCAGUGAGGAUGAGGGUGAAGAUGAACCUCCAGAGUGCAAACAAGCAAAAAUCAAGAGGAGUCACGAACUGGAUGCAGAGGAGAACCCAUCAGAAGUGUUUGCUGAAUCCUCCACUAUCCUUGGGCUGAAGCAUGGUAAAGGACAGAAAUACGGGGGAAUUCCACACUUCAAACAUCGGACUCUCCGCUACUUGGAUAAAGGAGUCAGGCACCGCUCUCAUUUCCUGGAUAUGCAUAGGCAUUGGAAUGUGAAGAACAGCCAUAUAUUUUUCCAAGAGGAUUCAGAAGUGAAAUCUCCAAAAUGUAAAGCGUUAAAAAAGGUGCAGACAUUCCUGAAGAAGGCAGAAGGACCUGUUGAGGAUGAAAUACAUGAAGAUUUGCCCGAUGUACAGGAUUCUCUCAGUAGUUCUGACUCUGAGGGGCUGGACACUUUGAAUAAUAAAUCACCUGCUGAUAUGCAUAAGGAAUCUGACCUCCAAGAAGCCUCUGGGGAACAUAGCCAUCCUGAUGUCAAUGAAAUAUCUGAAUUACAAGAUGUUCAAUUGCAGUCUGAACUGCUAGAUGACACCAGGGCAGGCAAAGAGACAAGUUGUAAAUUGUACUCUAAUGCCAUCUGGUGUUCAGGAGAUAAAAAUUCUGCUCCGCAACAAUCAAGGAAUAGUUCAGAAUCCGCAAGACAGCUAGUCUCUCUAGACAUUCCAAGCUAUCUACAGGUUGAAACUGAAGAGAAAAGAAAUGACAGGAGCAAUAAGAAGAAGAAGAAGAAGAAAAAGACUACAAGGAAAACGCCUUUCCUGCCACCGGAAAUUGCUGCUGAUCCACACCUUGCCAAGUACUGGGCCCAGCGCUACAGACUCUUCUCUCGCUUUGAUGAAGGGAUCAAAUUGGAUGAAGAAGGCUGGUUCUCUGUAACCCCAGAGAAGAUUGCAGAGCACAUCGCACAACGGGUUCGCCAGUGCAUUAACCAUGCUGUUGUAGUGGAUGCUUUCUGCGGUGUGGGUGGAAAUGCCAUCCAGUUCGCUUUGGCAGGCAUGAGAGUCAUAGCUGUGGAUAUUGACCCUGUAAAAUUGGAUCUGGCUUACAACAAUGCUCAGGUGUAUGGAGUAGAGGAUCAGAUCGAGUUCAUCCGUGCAGAUUACAUGUGUGUUGCUCCCGACUUGAAGGCAGAUGCUGUUUUCCUCAGCCCACCAUGGGGAGGUCCUGACUAUGUCAGUGCUGACAUCUUUGACAUCAAGACCAUGAUGAAUCUUGAUGGCUUUGAAGUCUUCCAGCUUUCCCAGCAGAUAACACAAAAUAUUAUCUACUUUGUGCCACGUAACACUGAUGUUGAACAGGUGGCAUCUCUGGCUGGCCCUGGUGGACAAGUGGAAAUAGAACAGAAUUUCCUGAACAAAAAACUGAAGACGUUGACUGUUUAUUUUGGAGAUUUAAUUCGAAAACUAAAUGCUUGAAGGUUUCUAGAUGCUUGAAGGU